Molecule: messenger RNA, 658 nt
Organism: Osmia lignaria (orchard mason bee)
Lineage: Eukaryota; Metazoa; Arthropoda; Insecta; Hymenoptera; Megachilidae
Source: RefSeq, a predicted model, not a curated record
AUGAAACAUUAAAUACCCGGAAUCGACUCCUCUCGACAUAGAGGACAAGCUGAUGUUUAAACAACUAGCCGACCCGAAAUUAAGAGAGCUAGCUGAAGGAUUGGAAUCCAAAGACGAUAAAUACUAUGUGUUAAUCGAAGGUUUAGUUUUUCGAAAAUAUCAGGAUAAGCAUUUAUUUGUAAUUCCCGAGGGCAUGAUUAACAGUGUACUUAGAGUGUAUCAUGACGAGAUGGGUCACGUAGGUCUUGACAAGGUGCUACACGGCAUAUUAGGUCACUAUUGGUUUCCAGCCCUGAAGUUACGCACCAAACUAUACAUAGAAAAUUACGUAAAAUGUUUAAGCUAUUCAUUAACCGCGGGUAAGCCGGAAGGAGAAAUGGAAAUUUACGAAAAAAUAGCGAUACCGUUGCAUACCCUUCAUCUAGACCAUUUUGGGCCCUUGGAGGUGACCGAGGACGGAUUUAAAUUUAUAUUAUCGAUUAUAGACGCGUAUACCAAAUUUACAUGGUUGUUUCCUGCAAAAUCCACUACCGCUGAGGAACUCACACAAACUCUAAGUCUUCUUUUUAAAUAUGUUUGGAUUUCCAGUACGUAUCAUUAGCGACCGCGGAUCCGUUUUCACUUCAAAAGAUUUUGAAACUUUCCUAAGCGACAAAAA